Molecule: messenger RNA, 1554 nt
Organism: Arctia plantaginis
Lineage: Eukaryota; Metazoa; Arthropoda; Insecta; Lepidoptera; Erebidae
Source: the annotation of a GenBank genome assembly
AUGCGUUCGUCAAUUGUUGCUGCGAUAACCUUCAGCCUUCUUCAAAUCUUGGAUUGUCAAGGCGGCACUCCCAUUAACCGUCAAAGUUUUUUCGAUCUUGAACUUCUUCGGUACUCAGCAGAGAAAAAAAAUGGAAAUGUAAUGAUUUCGCCAGCUAGCAUAAAGUCCACUUUAGCUAUGCUAUUAGAAGGAGCGAAUGGGCCGACUGCUGCGGAAAUCAAAACUGCCCUCAGAGUGUCUCCCCAGAACGAUGAGUUUAGAGAAGAACUAAAAGUGUUCUUGAGGGCUUUUGAGGCUAACAGUCCUACCGUUACUCUACAAAAUGCGAAUGCGUUAUUCAUUUCCAACAAACUCAAAUUGAAGAAACUGUACAAGGCAAUAGCACAAGGCUUGUAUCUUGCAGAGUUAGAGAAAGUGAACUUUAAUAAUCCUAAGACCGCCGCUGACGCAGUGAAUAAGUGGCUAGAUAAGAAAACUCAUGGACUAAUACCUAGUAUUAUUGAUGAAAGUGACAUUUCACCGUCUACACAGAUGAUAAUAACCAAUGCCCUCUACUUCAAGGCACCUUGGAAGAACAGCUUCAACAUUAAGAGGACCGAAAGAGACUGUUUCUUUAAUAAUGGCUUCUGCAGAAAUGUCGCUAUGAUGAGCCUCAUAGCUAAACUCAAUUAUGCUUAUGUGCCAACCUUGAAGUCCCAUGCUCUAGAGUUGCCGUACCAGGAUGAUCGGUACUCUAUGAUUUUAUUAGUACCUCAAGACCGUAAUGCUGAAAUUAGUCUGUUUCGGGACCUGCCCAAUAUCGGACUGCCACAAAUAUUGCAACUUAUGGAGCGUAUUGAGGUCAUUCUCAGAAUGCCUAAGUUUGAUGUGGAAUACAGGGAGGAUAUGGUGGGACCUUUGCAAAAUAUGCGUAUUUCUACUCUAUUCUCUCAAUACGCUAACCUCUCAGGUAUCUUUGGUAUAUAUGAAUCUGCCAAUGUAAACAGUAUGUUCCACUCGGUCCACAUGAAAGUUGAUGAAGCAGGUACAGUUGCAGCUGCAGCCAGUACUAGUGCAGUUGUGCCUUUGAGUAAUGACCAGGUGCGAUUGGACAUUAACCAACCCUUCUUAUUCUUUAUAAGGGAUAACAAGUUCGAAGUAAUACUAUUUGAAGGCAAGAUUGAAGAACCUACAGAGUUUGGUGAGGCUAGUUCUGCUGAAGGUCAAUAUCCUCAACUAGUAAACCAACCAUUCGCAAGUCACAUAUCGCAAAACCAAGCAUUAGGUCAAACAAACGUCCAUCCAGCGGCUCAAAAUUAUCCUACACCAAAUCAAGCAGUUCCAGGCACGACUAAUUAUAACCAGGCUGUUCCACAGGCUGCUCCAACUCAAUCUAGCUUUUAUCAAGAAAUUUUAAAUCAGCAAGCGUAUCAAAAAAAACUUCAAGUUCAAAAUAAUGAUCAACGUCAGUCUACUCAACUAAAUCUAAACACAGCCUCACCACCAACUCUACGUGGAAUAACAACAAGAGAUCCAUUCAAAGUUAAAAGUUAUGUCUGUCUCUUCUGUCUUUAA